GUGGGCAGCGGUCCGUGGAGGCCCCACCCUCCUCUUGCUGCGCUGACCUGCCGACACUUCGUUCCGACACUCCGGCCGGCACAACCGCGCGAAUCCCGCACUUUUCAAAUUUCGAAUUCCGAACCCACGCGGAACGCAACAAUAUUGCGUUCUCGUUGUGUGUGAUAAACUGUGCUUUGUACUUAUUUUUAUUUCAAUUAAAAAAGUGAAACGUAUUGUCAAAAUUGUGAUUUAUCAGUGGUUUUUAUUAAUUUUAAGUGGAAAAAUAAAGUUUGAGCUUUGGCGCUACGAGAUACCUCGAGAAGAUCGGCAUCGCAGCUCGUGGCGCGCGGCGGCCCGGCAUGCGGCCGCGGCGGUAGCGGCAGCAUGGCCGCCGUCCCCCUCGCUGCCGCGGUGCUGCUCGCGCUGAUGCCGCCUCUCCGCGCGCAAGCGAUCCAGGACAGCCGGUGCUACCUGAUGAAUGGCGGCGCGGUGGAGAGCUUCUUCAUCAGCGAGGACACGCCGGUGGGCAGCGUCAUCGGAACCCUAAGCGUGAAUGGCGAUCCCAGCGAGGCGGGCGACAUAUCGCUGCGGCUGCAGGAGCAGGGCGCGGCGGUGGGCGUGGCGGCGGGCUCCAAGAACCUCACGCUGCUGCGGCCGCUCGACCGCGAGGAGCUGCGCGGGCCCUCCAACGUGUACGUCAACGUGCGCUGCGACCGCCGCCGGACCACCGACCCCAGCUUCGUGAUCCCGGUGUCGGUGCGCGUGUGGGACGUGAACGACAACGCGCCGGCGUGGGCGGGCGCGCCCUUCCGCGCGCGCCUGUCCGAGCUGACGGCCGUAGGCGCGCGCGUGCUCCGCGUCAAGGCCGCCGACGCCGACCAGCCCGGCCCGCACGCCACCAUCGUGUAUUCCGUGCUGCCGGGGCCCAAUUCCGAAUACUUAGGUUUCCUCAAUGAACUUGACGGCGUUAUAGUAGUUAAAAAACCUCUUGACUUUGAAACUCUUCGGAACUUCACGGUGACCAUUCGAGCUCAAGACCAGGGGACCCCGCCCCUUCAUAAUGAUACCACGCUUACAGUGGAAGUGUUAGACGCCGAUGACCAGAACCCCAAGUUCACAAGCGAGCACUACACCGCCAUAAUACCUGACGACGCUCAACCGGGCACCAUUCUAGAAACUUCCCCCGGGCCGAUCUCAGCAGUAGACCAAGACGUGGGCAUUAACGCACCUCUCCAAUAUUCCACGACGGGCGACUACAAGCACAUGAUAGUCGUGGAGCGAGACACAGGACGAAUCGUGGUCACUGAAGAUUUGCUAAAGCAGCUGUCUCCAGUUACUGUUGUUGUGAAGGCAACCCAAGUAGACAACGCAGACCGCUACGCCCUGGCGACACUUGCCAUCAGCCGCCUCCCAACCGAGGCCAGCGUGCUACCGGUGCGGUUCGCGCGGCGCCAGUACGACGCCGCCGUGCCGGAGGACGCGCCGCCGGGGACUGUACUGGCUACAUUACACACUGACCCGCCGCAUCACAGGCAUCAGAGCCCGCUGCAGUUCUACGUGUCGGACCGCGGCUUCCUGGAGAAGUUCGCGAUCAACGGCGCGGGCGAGGUGCUGCUGCGCCGCGCGCUGGACUACGAGGCCGCCGACGCCUACCACUACCAGGUCAUGGUCACCGACGGGCUCUCGAACGACACAGCGGCGAUCAACAUCACGGUCCUGAACGUGAACGAGUGGGAGCCGCGCUUCCGUUACCCGCAGUAUGAGUUCCGCGUGGAGGCCGACCCUGACGACACAGGAGACGCGCUGCUGCCCGUCGGCCGCCUCGACGUGUUCGACGGCGACAAGCCCGACACCGUCUCGCUGUCGCUCCGGGGGCCCGACGCCAGCAUGCUGCGGGUGAACGAGCUGGGCGAGGUGUUCGUGGCGCGCGCGGCGCUGCGGGCGCUGAACGCGUCCGCGCUGCACGUCGUGGCCACCGCCGUCGACUCCGGCUCGCCGCCGCGCCAGACGUCGGUGCCGGUGGUGGUGCACGUGGGCGGGCGCGCGGUGGCGGGCGCGCGCGGCGGCUCGCUGCUGGCGCUGUUCGCCGCCGCGCUGGCGCUGCUCGCGCUGGCCGGCGCUGGUCACGUGGGCGGGCGCGCGGUGGCGGGCGCGCGCGGCGGCUCGCUGCUGGCGCUGUUCGCCGCCGCGCUGGCGCUGCUCGCGCUGCUCGUCUGCGCCCUGCUGGCCUACAUCUACCGCACGGCCGGCGCUGGUCACGUGGGCGGGCGCGCGGUGGCGGGCGCGCGCGGCGGCUCGCUGCUGGCGCUGUUCGCCGCCGCGCUGGCGCUGCUCGCGCUGCUCGUCUGCGCCCUGCUGGCCUACAUCUACCGCACGUGA
This is a messenger RNA of Ostrinia furnacalis (Asian corn borer), 2361 nucleotides long. RefSeq names its product protocadherin Fat 4-like Cad96Ca (gene Cad96Cb). The record is from RefSeq and is a predicted model, not a curated record. Gene Ontology annotation, biological process: homophilic cell-cell adhesion. Gene Ontology annotation, cellular component: plasma membrane. Gene Ontology annotation, molecular function: calcium ion binding. The coding region runs from base 367 to 2361 and encodes 664 amino acids. The transcript is spliced from 14 exons. Lineage: Eukaryota; Metazoa; Arthropoda; Insecta; Lepidoptera; Crambidae.